Molecule: messenger RNA, 2791 nt
Organism: Balaenoptera musculus (blue whale)
Lineage: Eukaryota; Metazoa; Chordata; Mammalia; Artiodactyla; Balaenopteridae
Gene: CENPT
Product: centromere protein T
Exons: 14
Coding region: 991-2682 (563 amino acids)
Biological process (GO): chromosome segregation; mitotic cell cycle; kinetochore assembly
Cellular component (GO): kinetochore
Molecular function (GO): DNA binding; protein heterodimerization activity
Source: RefSeq, a predicted model, not a curated record
UGAGUGCACGGCAUUCCUGCGGGGGAGGGGAGGAAGGACCUAAACCUCAGUGUCCCGAAGGACCUCAGGGAGCCCUUUUGUCUGCAUUGGAGACUCUCCCCCGACUCAGACGCCGCUUGCCUUGACUGUCUUAUUGACCUAAACAUAAUCAUCACUAGGCGCCUACUGUGCGCCGAGCAUAGUGCAGGAAGUUGGGAACCGUGCAGGAACCAUACCGACGCGGCCUGACUAUAGAGGGAUGAGGGUCAGACUUUUGGAUAAUAGAUGUGAAUGAAUGCACACUAAUGGAUGUCUAAUCACAGAAAUAAACGCUCCAAAAACAAAAAUCAACAAGGGAGAGGGAAAAGUGGGAGGCGGAGGCCCAGGAAGAAAAAAUCCACGAAAAGCUUGGUUAGAGCGGAGUCGCUGGUUUUUGCCCCGGGAACCAGCCUGUAAGAACCUGAGGCAGGAAGGAGCUAGGCUCUGCCCUUAAGGAUCCUCAAGGGUAGCCAGAAUAGCAGAAGCUCCGAAAGAUACCAAACUGGGCCAAGUUAAAAGAUUUGUGAUUUUAUUCUGCAGGUGACUGGGAACUGUUGGAGGGGUGUUAAACGAGAGGUUGGACAGGAUUUGUAUUGUAACAAGUUACCUCCCCACUCCCUCGACUUCCUUGGGGAAAGUGUUCUAAAGGGCAAGAGAAGCUGUGGAAAACCAGAGAGGAGGCCAGGCACUCGUCCAGGAGAAUUACCUGUGAGGAAACCGAGGCUUCGACUGGCUGCACAUAUUUGCCCAGGCUCAAGGUAAGGAUGCCCGCAACACCCGUUUGCUACCACCACUGUACACCCCGGGCGAAGCCUACGGCAGGACUAGAACUGCAAUUCCCGUGGGGCUGUGCGGCAGCCUCGCGAGAGUUGACCUAAAUUCAGCAGCAUCGCGAGAGUUGGCUUAAAUGUGGCGGCGGGAAGCCGGCGAUCGUAGCUACCGAAGCGGCUGGGAGGGCUGGCUGCUGAGGCGAUGGCGGACAGCUACAGCCGGGACAGCGAGCCUACGACGCGCACGCUGCUACGGCGCGUGCUGGAUACAGCGGAUCCGCGCACCCCGCGGCGACCCCGGAGUGCUCGGACUGAUGUCCAAAGAGCCCUGCUUCAAACACCUUCCUCUAGGAGGCUGAGGAGCCAAACAAAGAUGACUGCCAGGCAUUGUUCUCAUAGAGCCAGGUCUAUUGACAGAUUGGCCCAUGUUCAAGCCAGUGGACACCUGGAGGAACAGACACCCCGGACUCUGCUGAAGAACAUCUUACUAACUGCCCCGGAAUCUUCCAUCCUAAUGCCAGAGUCAGUGGUGAAGCCAGUGCCGGCACCGCAGGUGGUCCAGGCUUCCAGACAGGAAAGCGGUCGGGGCAGCCUGGAGCUGCAGCUUCCUGAACUUGAGCCCCCCACAACCCUGGCUCCAGGUCUGCUGGCUCUUGGCAGAAGGAAGCAGAGACUGAGGUUGUCAGUGUUUCAGCAAGGAGUGGACUUGGGACUGCCUCCCUCCCAAGAGCCUCAUGGGAAUGCUGAUGCCUCUUCCCUCACCAGCUCCCUCAACUUGACCUUCGCCACACCCCUGCAGCCACAAUCAGUGAAGAGGCCUGGUUUGGCCCGCAGACCUCCUACACGCCGAGCUGUAGAUGUGGGUACAUUUUUGCAGGAUCUGCGAGAUACUUCCCUGGCCUUGGCUCCUCCAGACACAGUGUUGGAGGACACCCAGCCCUUCUCCCAGCCCUUGGUUGGCCGUUCCCCCAGUGUGCACCACUCCCUGCCUUGCCCCUCUCACUCUGGGGCUAAAGAUGUGGAGAGGGCUGCCAGUCGCAGGACAUGGAGCAGUGGGCUUGGGCUGCAGAACAACGGUGCUGGGAAACCAGCCCCGUUUCUGGCAGGAAAGGUGGAGGAGGUUGGUGCCCUUGCUAUGGGCUUUCCGAACAUCAGCAGUAAUAUCUCUGGAGAAGAUGUAAUAGAGCCCUUACAGAAUGGAGUAGGUGAGGAGGCAGAGGAAAGAAUGGAAGAAAGCUUGAGGGAAGUGGAGAAGGCAGCAGAAGCACAAGGAUCCGCCAGAGCAGAAGAGCCUGAAGGACACAUAGAAGUGACCGAAGCAGAGGGAUCCUGGGGGGCUGUCGAGGCCAAGGAGCCAGAAGGAUCUUCAGGGGAUGAAGACACCUCUGGUAGAACAGCAAGUCCAGAGUUGGCCUCCAGCACCCCAGAGUUCCUUCGGGCCAGGCGACUUCAGUUUCUUGAGACAGCUCCACCACCUAGCACUGCAGUGUUACCUUCAGAGCCUCCGGAGCCUCUGUCGGCCAGGCUUCCUCCCAAGCCCCGAAUCCCUGGCUCCAGACCCCGUCAAGAUCCCUACAAGACUGGACUGAACCACUAUGCGAAACUCUUUAGCUUCUAUGCUAAGAUGCCCAUGGAGAAGAAGGCUGUGGAGAUGGUGGAGAAGUGCCUGGACAAGUAUUUCCAGCAUCUUUGUGACGACCUGGAGGUAUUUGCUGCUCAUGCUGGCCGCAAGACUGUGAGGCCAGAGGACCUGGAGCUGCUGAUGCGAAGGCAGGGCCUGGUCACUGACCAAGUCUCCCUGCAUGUGCUCGUGGAGCGGCACCUGCCCCUGGAGUACCGACAGCAGCUCAUCCCUUGUGCAUUCAGUGGCAACACUGUCUUCCCUGCCCAGUAGUGGCCAGGCCUCAACACCUGCCCUGUCCCUACCUGGGGCCCCUUGGCCCCACAUACACUUCUAGGUUUCCUCCCUGCCCCCCAGCAUCAAUAAAAUGUCACAAACAGAA